AAGAACCUUCCGUUGCAGGUUAUCGCGUUCCCCGACUCGACCUGCGAGGCUACUGCGAGGGAUAUCCAAGGAUGCAAUGAUUGGUCCGACAACUGGUUUUACUACAAUGGCAACUGUAUCACCGAUUCUACAGCUUUCGCGGAGUCGAAGUUCGGUGGCGCGUCUUACUUGCUCAUGGAGAAAUACGCCGAGGGGACGAAUUGCGGCGCUCACAUGUAUACAGUCGCGUACAGAUCCGACAACAAGUGCCACCCCAGCAUUCUCGAGGGGACUCACUUCCGAGUUUCUCUGGGUAGUGACGACAACUCCUUGACGCUUGCAACUUUUCCAAGUGAAUUAUGUCGUGAAUCUGACUCCGGUGCCACCAUCGUCACGGUUGGAAGCUAG
Phytophthora sojae is the source of this 387-nucleotide messenger RNA. RefSeq lists its product as hypothetical. The record is from RefSeq and is a predicted model, not a curated record. The transcript has a single exon. NCBI's taxonomy places the organism in Eukaryota, Oomycota, Peronosporomycetes, Peronosporales, Peronosporaceae. The annotation marks the transcript as partial.